Messenger RNA from Saccharomycodes ludwigii, 555 nucleotides. RefSeq names its product mitochondrial 54S ribosomal protein bL21m (gene MRPL49). NCBI's taxonomy places the organism in Eukaryota, Fungi, Ascomycota, Saccharomycetes, Saccharomycodales, Saccharomycodaceae. The coding region runs from base 1 to 555 and encodes 184 amino acids. Gene Ontology annotation, cellular component: mitochondrial large ribosomal subunit; ribosome. Gene Ontology annotation, molecular function: structural constituent of ribosome. The record is from RefSeq and is a predicted model, not a curated record. The transcript has a single exon.
AUGAAUUACUUACGUGCUUCUUCUCCAUCGCAGCUAACAAAAAUUAUUGCCAAACCAUCAUCGUUAUUUUUAUUAAAGAAAACUUUUACUACAUUUCCAGCAUUAUUCAGUGAUGUAAGCGUUAAAAGCAUAUCAUCUGUUACACCCAAUAUAGCAGUUGCUGAUAAUAAAACAACUGUAAAACCAAAUAUUCCCAGUGUUAAUUUGAAAUCUUUAAAAUUAAGUAACGAACUAUAUGCUAUUUUUAAAAUUCAUAACAGACCAUAUUUAGUUACUGAAGGUGAUAAAGUUAUUUUGCCAUUUAAGAUGAAAAAUGUUGAAAUCGGUGAUAUUUUGCAAUUAAAUGAUGUUGUAACCAUUGGCUCAAGAAACUACAAGUUGGUUGAUUACCCAAUAGCUUCAAAUUUGUAUUCCUUAAAAGCAGUUGUUUUAGAAAAAACUAAGAGACCAAUGAGAAUCAGAGAGGUUACUAAACAGAGGAAUAGAAAAGUUCGCCAUGCCAUGAACAAGGCUGAUUUAACCAUUUUAAGAAUUACUGAAUUGAAAAUUAAAUAG